AUUGUGGGCGGAGCUUAUCCCCUCUCCUCCUAACGGACAGAAGUCUCGGAGUAGCAGCGGGCUCUCACGGUCCUCCUCUCCCCGGCUUCCUCGCUCCUUCUGCGGCUCUUUUCCUGAUGGCAACGCCGGCGGAUGACCCGCGGGAAACGGAGGACGUCGUCGUCGCGCUGUCGACGCACCAACACCACCACUUACAGAACAUUAACAGCAACAACAAUAACAAUAAUAACAACAACAAAGACAGUGAAGCAGGGGACAGCACGACGACGUCCAGCACCGGGAGCACGGAGCCCGGAGGCGGGAGCACGGAGCCUGGAUGCGGGGUUCAGAGCCUCGGUAACGGGUCCGUGCUCAGCCCCAGCGGGGGAAAUAACGGGAAAUGGGUCCGGUUGAACGUGGGCGGCACCGUGUUCCUCACGACCAGGCAUACCCUCCUCAAGGAGCAAACCUCGUUCCUGUACCGGCUGUGUCAGCAGCAGGACCUGCACUCAGACACCGACGAUUCGGGAGCCUAUGUGAUCGACAGAGAUCCGACGUACUUCGGUCCGAUCCUGAACUACCUGCGGCACGGAAAACUGGUCUACAACAAGGAGCUCGCUGAAGAAGGCGUCCUGGAGGAGGCUGAGUUUUACAACAUCACGCCGCUCAUCAAACUGAUCAAGGAGAGGAUCCUGGAGAGAGACUCCAAGUCCACGCAGCAGGUGCCCCCCAAGCAUGUGUACCGCGUGUUGCAGUGCCAGGAGGAGGAGCUCACGCAGAUGGUCUCCACCAUGUCGGACGGCUGGAAGUUUGAGCAGGUCAGCGUGCGCGCCUGCAGAAAGCCCCGCACCGGACUGCUCUGGACUAUGGUGAACAUCGGCUCGUCGUACAGCUACGGGACGGAGGACCAGGCUGAGUUCCUGUGUGUCGUCUCCAAAGAGCUUCACACUCCCGGGUCGGGACUCGCUACGGAGCAGAGCCACAAAACAAAGCCGGCAGAGAUGCAGGAGGAGGAGGAGGUGGAGGAAGAGGCUGCGAAGGAGGCGGAGGAGGAGGAGGAGGAAGAGGGAGAGAAACAACACCGAAUAAGUGGAUUAGAGAAUGAGGGAGAAUGAUGUUUUUGUUCCAAAGAGAGGCGGGAAUGGCUCUUCCAGCUCCAUGGGUCCCGGAUGUAGAAAUGUACAAGAUAUUUAAAUUAUUAUUUUCUAUUCCUAUUGCGCGUCAUCAACACAAACAAAAAAGUGUGUAGCAUUGAUAUCAGUUUAUUCGACAAAAUGCCAGGUAGACUAAAAACACAAAUGCUCACCGUGAAGCACAGCAAUAUCUUCAAAACUCAUUUAAGUAGUAGAAAUAAUCAUGUGUUUGCGUACGUUACCUCAAGGGCAGUGGUGUCGUGGAGUUUAGUAAAACCUAACCAAAGAUCAGAUCUGAGGAAAAGCAGAUGGUGUGAAGGGAUCAGAUUAUUAAAGCAUUUCCUAAGGGCGUUAUUCCACAAGUCAAUUUCAACCAGGACCAACGUUAUAUGUCGUUAAGACCGGAGAGUGCCAUUUAUUUAAAUGCUGUCAGUGUGGAGAUGAGUUGACCCCCACAUUUAGGGAUUCAUUUAGCUUCUUAAAACAGACACCCGUUGAAAAUGCUGAUGAAUUAUCAAGGAAGAACGUUUUGUCUUUGAUUCAAUGAGCUUUGAGCGCUAAAUCCAUUUAGAUAGAAGGUGAUGUGUUGUAAAUAUUUCAUUUUCUGCUUUUCGGAAAUUGAAUCAGACCAAGUGCUCCGAUCGUUAUCAGCUAUCAUUCGUUCUUAAUUCUUUAGUUCUCUAUUUAAAGGUCACCUAUUAUGCAAACUCCAAAAAUGACCCCCUCACUUUUUGUCCUGAUCCAUUUCUAUAAAAACCUCUGAGCUGAUCAGAUUUUGGCCGCUUUAUGAUGUCAUAACGAUGUUUUGGCUUGUGUAACCAUUAGCCAAUCAGCAACCAAGGUAACCCCCCCCCCCCCCUUAUCACCUGAAUCUCCUCCUAGAGCACCAUUGAGUUCUUUGUAACCAAAUGUCUCUCAGAGGGGCGUGGGGAGGGGCUCCUUAUUUUCAUCUAAAGUAACAGACAGAGAAUCAGCACUUUGGAAACAGGGCUGAAACAGAGGGGAUUAUGGGUAAUGCUGCAAUGAUCUGUUUGGUGUUUCAGCCAAUCAGAGACAGGCUCUGUAUAUAUCUGAGACCUGUGAUAUAUUGAUGAAAAACAGCAUAAUAGGGGACCUUUAAAGACCAAUGCACAUUUCUCCUGAAUCAAAACGUUCUUAAUACUCAAUUGUCUGAUUUAUAUCCUCCACUUUAAUCCUCUCUGAACACAUUAACCUAUAAACUGACAUGGAUAAACAUGCACACAUAUUCUGGUAUGGUAUAAAAGCAUAACAUAUUAAGCCAAAACAUUGUACACUGACAAAAACACACACAUCCGCACAAUAAAUACAAAGCAAAAUAAAUCACUCAAUCAGAGUGAUUUAUUUCGCUUAGCGAAUCAGUGCAUGAGAAGCGAAACGGAAGUGAGGGACCCAAACAAACUAUUAAGAAGGCAAAUCUGAGAUUUCAUUGAACUCCAGCUCUCGACUCAGGUUCGGGAAAGCCCCGUGAGCUUCUCGCUGUAGAGGGAAAAUGGAACUCAAACGCUAUUUGUUGUUUGUUUAUAUCACGCAGUCUGUCUUCCGGUUGUUGCCUAUUUUGAGUGACGACUACACACUACCGCCGCCUGCUGGUAAGGAGAGUUAUUGCCACUCACGCAUGCGCAGUUCAUACGUGCAACUUGGCCGUCGGCUGAAGUCUUCGCGGUGUGUUCCAGUGCGAAACAUGGCCAUUAAGUCGAGGUUUAUUUUCAGCUGCAAACUGUAUUUACACAAUACACUGUAAAAAUAAGUGGGCGAAGUCACUGUGCUUUGACUCAUUGGUUGUUUGACUGUCACCAUCAUGUUUUCUUGGACAUAUUAGGGAGGUGAAUCCGCAAUUCAUUGGGAUUUACAUUUUGGAUUGUAAAACAAACUAGAACAUGUCUAAUUACCUGAAAAUAAUAAACCGCAGACUCCUUAAAGAGUGUCUUUCUGGUUGUCACGCCCUAAAGUAUACACUUCUUUAUUGCCUAUUUUACCCUAAAUGAGAUAAUACAUUUAAAGACUUGAAUCUAAAGAUUGAGACUAUUAGUUCUUCAGAAAAAUGUUUCAUAAUUUAGUAAAUCAAUUGAGAUGUAUGGCAAUUUUCUCAUAGACUUCCAUACAAUCUGACUUCUUAUUGCAACCAUGGCCCUCUGCUGGCCAGUUGGGAGAAUGCAGAGAUAUUGGUGGAUACAUUCAUAGUUAAUUUGGGUCUUUUUAAGGAAUUACUGACUAUAAGAAAUAAAUACCACUAUACUUAUCCUUAAACGCUUUUUUAAUUACAUUACAUGUCAUUUGUUAGACACUUUUAUCCAAAGCGACUUACAUACAUUCAGUACUGUGGACAAUCCCCACAGGAACAAUUUGGGGUGAAGUGUCUCAGGGACACAACGACAUGCUGACUGCAGUGGGACUCGAACUUGCUAUCCCCUGAUUCGAAAUCCAUCACCUCUCCACUGAGCCACAGCCUCCCUCUGCUGGCCAGUUGAGAGAAUGCAGAGAUAUUUGUGGAUACAUUCAUAGUUAAUUUGGGUCUUUUUAAGGAAUUACUGACUAUAAGAAAUAAAUACCACUAUACUUAUCCUUAAACGCUUUUUUAAUAAACCUGUCUUUGGCUCCACUCAGAUUUAAGAAAAUAACAUUAUCCCUGCCUCUCAAGAUUCUUUCUAUGGUUUGCUCCUGUAUAACACUGACUAGCACAAACACACAUAGGCUGAUUCAUACAAACACUACGCAGUAACAGUGAGACAAUCGAGACUUAAGAUGAAGAGUUGGCAACUUUUUUGAUCACACUUUUGUACUAAAAUCUGGAAGCCUGCAAAUACAACACUUCAGUUGUGUGUGUGUGAGGUGAAGUGCCUCGUCCAUUUCAAGUGUGACACAGAAUCUUUUUACCUUAUUAAACUAAUGGAGUACCUGUUAGAAUAGUGAUCAUGCUUAUGGCAAUCAUGAUUUCAGCAGGAGGAAGAACACUUUGUUAUUUUUGGGUGCCUUGAGUUCAAACAGCUAAACUGACGCGUCAACAGACAGACGUGUCAAAACGAUCUGUUAUUAUUACUACAUGCUUUUUCUUUCAGUUUUAAGUAGCUGUUUUCAUAUGUUAGUCGACAAAUGGUUAGUUUACUAUCCCACUGAGAGCUUAAGAGUGAUAUGUUGUGUACAUUUUUUCAAGUGCAUGUUUGUAAGUAGAGAUUUUCGACGCAGAAGGCUUGUAGAAAAUGCCUUUUUUAUUUUUUCUACAUUCGGUUGUCUUAAUUUAUUCUCACUGUUUCUUUAGGAAUAGGAAUUUGGGGUGUUACAUUUUUUUAAAAGGGGGGGGGGACAUUGGAUUUUACUACUUUCAGUCUAUGGUUAAAGGUGGGGUAGGUAAUUUUGGAGAAACCAGCUCGAGUGAGCUAGAAUUUGAAAAUACACAACCGGAAACAAUCUGCCCCUUCCUUCAGACUUCCUUCCAGAGCCCCUCCUCCAACACACACGAACGCGCACAUGACCAAUGAGGGCACGAGAUACGUUUGUGCACAGAUGGACGCUACGGCUUCCACAGAUGCAUUUUUUAAAAUGCAUUUAUUGUCAAAGCAUUUAAUAUAUUCAUUGCUAUCGGGAUGUUAAGAGCAUUCCAUGGAAUAUAACAAGUGUUUCUGAAAUAAAUUACAUACCCCACCUUUAACACUAUAGCUAUAUCCGGUUUGUUAAAUAUGCUAGUUUUAGCUCUCAUGAAUGCUGUUGAAACGAAUAUUCUUUCCGUCAGAUUUAUAAUCCUCCCUUCGCAUGUCCAGGUACCUUCUUUGGUUUUCUGGAUCCACGCUUUAUUUUAUACUUUGUGCACUGUGUUGAAUUAGUUCUGCUGUACAGUAAAGUGCGUUUUCACAUAGUAUUUGCAGCUCUGUUUUAUUAUUCUGUUCAAAAAAGCAAACAUCUGUCGGGCAGCUGUGGAGGUUUCUUCCGUCCAUAGAGCCUCGCGUCUGUAAAUGAAGCAACGUGACACAUGCAUUGUAACAGGCUUUUAAAAAAGGCUGUGUUUUGAUUUUAUUUGACUGUAUUUCACCUGAAAAACAUGUAUUUUCAACAAACUGACAGUUUUUUAAAAAUUAUUAUUUAAUGUUAAUGAAUGUCAAUAUUCUCAACAAAAUAAAUCUUUGUCCUUUGGUUUAAAAAACAGAUAUGUAAAUCUCAUUUUUGUUACAACCGUGACAGUCUGAAAUAACAAAACUGGUUAUUUAAAUAAACAUUGGGAUACAGUUUGCAAAAGCUUCGUCCUAAAUGAU
Molecule: messenger RNA, 5377 nt
Organism: Gymnodraco acuticeps
Lineage: Eukaryota; Metazoa; Chordata; Actinopteri; Perciformes; Bathydraconidae
Gene: kctd17
Product: potassium channel tetramerization domain containing 17
Exons: 7
Coding region: 117-1094 (325 amino acids)
Biological process (GO): proteasome-mediated ubiquitin-dependent protein catabolic process; protein homooligomerization
Cellular component (GO): cytoplasm; Cul3-RING ubiquitin ligase complex
Molecular function (GO): cullin family protein binding
Source: RefSeq, a predicted model, not a curated record